Mobula hypostoma (lesser devil ray) is the source of this 3984-nucleotide messenger RNA. It is a transcript of the gene fndc4a, whose product is annotated as fibronectin type III domain containing 4a. The record is from RefSeq and is a predicted model, not a curated record. The transcript is spliced from 6 exons. Lineage: Eukaryota; Metazoa; Chordata; Chondrichthyes; Myliobatiformes; Myliobatidae. The coding region runs from base 1140 to 1805 and encodes 221 amino acids. Gene Ontology annotation, molecular function: protein binding. Gene Ontology annotation, cellular component: plasma membrane; extracellular region.
CUUACCAAUCUGAUAUUGUAUGUUUAGCAACACUUACAACGGCUGAAGUUUAUUGAUCUCACUUUUAUUUUAAAAAGAAAAAAUGUUGCUGCUGAGGUGCCUGGUAUUGCAGCUCUGAACUGCAUCACCAAUCUUAAAUGAUCUCCCACUCUCUUCCUCUGUUUCGGGCACUAAUAUACAGAUGGCAAUAUUCCACGUCAAUGCCCACUGGAAUGUAGCGUUCUUCUAUGCUGCAAGAAGUUGUCGAACGGCGAAGGUUAUUUCAGAUUUCCAAUAUCUGCGGGUUUAGAGUGCUUUUUGGAGACUAUUUUACGAUUGAUUCUCUGUUAGUGCGUUGAGGGCGGCGUUCCAUACAAGUGAUGGCAGCAGCGAACUGAGCAGAAACCUGCCGUACCGUCAUCUUUCUCCGACCAGAGAGGAAAACUUGGCAAAUUAAGUCUCGGCCGGCUCCCGCCGCCGCCGCCCGCGCUCGCACACUCCCUCCCCCGGCCAGCUGCUUCUUGCGGCCGCUCGGACUGCGGUGUCAGGACCCUGUCCGCUAGCGUUCACUGGCCGCAAUGAAGUGAGCCCGUCUCCACGAACCAAUCGCUGCCAGCGGCGGGCGGGCUUUCCCGGCGCUUGUCUUCUAUUUCACGUAGCGAGGGAAGUUUCAGCUAUCACUGAGGAGACACUGGCUUAUCUUUAUUAUCUCUCCACGCUGGAAAGGAUCGUAUUUAUCUUUCCCGUUACAGCAACAAGGCGAGAGAUCCCCGCUGUGUAUCCAACUCCCACGUGAAUGACUCGCCUUGCGUUGAGCGACCCCCCUGGUCUCUGGACGCCUCCUGAAUCCGCCAACCGGCACCAUGUCAUUUGUGAACGGCGAUACCUGAUCAGAGAAGGCUAGUUGCUCUCGCUGUCCCCAUCUCUCCCUCUCCUAACCUGGCGAACUUUGCACCGCACCUCGGCUGCUGUGCCCCAGCCCCGGCCCUGAGCUCAGGAAUUGAGGACCUGCCACUCGAUCCAAUGGGAGACAGCGAGAGAAUUAUUUCCCGUUUCCUGCUCUCUUCCGAGAUGUGCUCGUAGACCUGGAGCCAGGAUUGUUUUCAUGUGUCACUCCGAACCGCUGGACAAACCGAGUGUAUUUUAUCUGGACCUUCGGAAUGGCACAGUUCCCUUUGUAUUUGAACUCCGCAAUGCUGGUGCUGUUUAGCUGCGAAUUCCGCCUGGUGACAGCAACUGAUAGACCACCAGCUCCUGUGAAUGUCACUGUUAGUCAACUGAAGGCCAACUCAGCCAGUGUAUCCUGGGAUGUUCCUGAAGGAGAUGUCAUCAUUGGUUACGCAAUAUCACAACUGCGAAAAGAUGGUCAGAUGCAACGGUCAAUCCGUGAAGUGAAUACAACGAACCGAGCAUGUGUGCUGUGGGACUUAGAGGAAGAUACAGAGUACGUGAUCCAAGUUCAGUCAAUUGGUCUGAACGGGGAAAGUCGGGCCAGCAAGCGUGUCCAAUUCAGAACUCUAAAGGAAACUGAUUGGGUGCCAUCAAAUAGCUCGAAUAAAGAUGACCCGACAGUGCAGGAAAUGAAUAGAAACAUGCCGUUGCAGACGGGAGAAAUGAUCAUUAUCGUCACAGUCCUGAUCAUGUGGGCAGCUGUUAUAGCUCUCUUCUGCAGACAGUAUGACAUCAUUAAAGACAACGACUCAAACAACAAUAAGGAGAAGGCCAAGCCGUCGUCAGAGCACAGCACCCCAGAGCGUCCAACAGGCGGAUUAAUGCGUAGCAAGUUCCAAAAUAACACGCCAGCCAUUAACAUUAUCGAAGUUUGACUGCUGCAGUAUGGCACCGCAGAUGGAGCGACAACACAGGAGACUGAAGGACCGUUGUCUAAAUCUUAUUUAUCCAUACUUUGCAUUUUAACACCAGUUCUUUAUGCCUGAAAGCAUGUCGUAGCCAAGAGUUUCUUCCCUCAGAGAUAUCUGCAUGGAGACAGAAGCCAUGCAUGUGGGAAUCCUUCUUCAAUACAAAGGAUCAUCAAAGGUGACCUGUGCAGACAUUAACCAGGUCACAGGGACUUGCAGUAGCAGCCCGGCACUAAAUUCUGCUCUGCCGGCUUCAGAGCACUCCUCUCCCUAUAUAUCCAGAUUUGAUUCGUUGGUCUGCCAACUCAUGGAUGUGUCCUUUCUUUAUCAAAGGGGAGUCAACUGCCGGGAAGGUCAGCUUAUAGGGUCACAAUAGCAGGAAGGUGAUCAGUUAUAAAAUAACUCUGCUUCAAUGUGAAGUCAGAAUGUUCCCAUGAACCCAUUGGAAUACAAAGAUGAGGGAGCACCAGUACAGUGUGUCUGAGAUUAAAUUUUGAGACUUUUUUAAAUGUGCCAAUGACACUCGAAUUGAUCAUAUGUCUUAUCAAUCUGAUCUGAGAUCUUAAGCUAAGAUUCUAAGUCAAGCCACAUAGGGAGCGUUGCCUCUGGUUGGCAUUGACAUUGCAUACAUUUACAGCAUAUUUUUUAAUUGCUCUAGGAUUCAAUACAAACUCAGAUCCACACAUGUACAGUACUGUGCAAAAGUCUUAUGGCACAUAUAUGUAUAGCUUGGACAGUACUGUACUUGUCAAUGUGGAGCGGAGAGCAAGUUUGUAAGCCUGGUGGGAGCAAAAGAUGUUGAGAAUGGUAAGGGUGGAGUGCCACGGGAUGGGUGUGGGGCAGGUGGCAGAGAAGGAGGGCCAGGAGUGGGAGACAGCACAAGUGGAGAAACACCCAGCCCUCAGACACCAGACAAGGUAAUUUGAUUCCAAACAAUUGGUUUACUGAUCAUUACAGAAGGUCUCUCUGGUGCUUCCCCAUCCUCUCUUCUCCCUUCCCCUUUUCCCAACCACUCUCCCUGCCCCCUUCCCACUCCCAGCCCACCAUAGAGACCCAUAUCAGAAUCAGGUUUAUCAUCACUAACAAAUGUCAUGAAGCGUGUUUUAUUUUUUCUGCAGUAGCAGUGGAGUCCAAUAAAUUAAACUGUGACAGAACUGUGCAAAAGUCUUAGGCACCCUAGCUAUAUGUAUGUGCCUACGACUUCUGCAUAGUACUGUACAUUCAUGUUAUAUGAUGCAUCAGUUUCACCCUGAUUAGCUCCACUUUUGUAAAAUAACAUUGUUAUUUCAUUAACAUUCAACCAUUAUGUUGAUUGGUAAUAUUCCCAACAGACAGAUAUUAACCACGAAAGAGAAACAGGUUUCUCUAUACUAACGGAGCUAGGGCUCUCAUUUAUACCAUGGUGAAAACUCAAUAUUAAUGUACUCAUUACAAUAUAACACUCUGUGUAAUAAUAUGAUUGUAAUUAGAUCUAGUAGAAUUGAUUGAGAAAAAUGGUACCAACUUCUGAAUUUUUGAAGAGUUUGCUGCUUUAAAUUUAAAGAGGAAAUCCACUAAUCUGUUCAAAUGUUUCUAAAUGGAGGUGGAUUUCUUUUUAUUUUGAUUGCAGAGCCAAAGAUAGCAAUAUCCUGUGCAAGGGAUGAAAUGCCUGAUAUUGUGAAUUAUUUUAUAUGCCAUGCCUGUGGAAUAAUGGAAAAUGAAGUGAAUGGAAUAUUAUGUCAAAGUGAUUGUACUUUUCCAAGUGUCAGCAAUUACAAUGAAUUAAUAAUGCAAGCUGAACUAAAAAUUCCUUUGCCCUCCUGAUUCUUUUUGCUGUUUUCUACAAGUGUGUUCUUCUGUGACAGGUAGGAAUGCUGGGAGAGUAUUAAUGAUCAUUUUCUGGCCAAUAAGACGAGAAUGUGACCAGUUACCUAGGGAACCUGAAAUGAAUUAUUCCCUACUCACCCACCUAAAUAAAAGUGGAUACCUGCUCUUUAAGUGGCUCCAUUUAACAGUGUGGCCAACAUCAGAAUAAUGUUUGCAUAUUAAUUUUCUAAGACAUUGUAGUGUAAUGCAUUAAGCCAUCUAUAAACAAUGACAAGAAAUGCUAUCCUGAGGUGCAAGGUCAGAAUAGUUCCUUUAUACAGAUAGGCUGUACCAUGAAUUU